Molecule: messenger RNA, 2073 nt
Organism: Brienomyrus brachyistius
Lineage: Eukaryota; Metazoa; Chordata; Actinopteri; Osteoglossiformes; Mormyridae
Gene: leo1
Product: LEO1 homolog, Paf1/RNA polymerase II complex component
Exons: 12
Coding region: 61-1953 (630 amino acids)
Biological process (GO): transcription elongation by RNA polymerase II; positive regulation of transcription elongation by RNA polymerase II
Cellular component (GO): Cdc73/Paf1 complex; nucleus
Molecular function (GO): RNA polymerase II C-terminal domain phosphoserine binding
Source: RefSeq, a predicted model, not a curated record
GUAAUAUCUCCGAAGCUGCGAUCACUUCCUUUAGGUGCACGGGUUGGGGAAUCUCAGAAAAUGGCGGAUAUGGACGAAUUGUUCGGAAGUGAUGGAGACAGUGAAAAUGAACAGCGAGAGUCUGGAUCUGGCUCCGGCUCCGACUCCGAGCAGGAGAGGCCGAGGUCUGCUAGUAAUGGAUCAAGGAGCGAGAGCGAACGAGACCAGGACGAUGAGGACGAGGAUGACGACGAAGGCCAAGAUGGCGGGAACCCCAGCAACAAGGAGCUGUUUGGGGACGACAGCGAAGAUGACCAUGGGAGCGUUCACAGCGGCAGCGACAACCACUCCGAGAGGUCGGACAACCAGUCAGAGGCGAGCAUGCACUCGGAGCAGGAGGAUAACGAGCAGUCGGACGCCGAGCAGCAUAGCGGCUCGGAGGGGCAGGAGGAGGAUGAGGGGGGUCACCAUUCAGAUGUAGGGAGCCCACAGUCGGGUAUAGAGAGUCACCAUUCCGAUGUCGGCAGCCCAAGGUCAGAGGGUGGCAGCCCCCGCUCGGAGGUGGGCAGCCCCCAUACCCCCCACUCAGAGGCUGGCAGCAUCCACUCAGAAGACAGGACACCCCGCUCCGGCCAGGGAACCCCCCACACAGAUGGGGAGGCCUCGGGGAAAGAGGCACACUCAGAAGAUGAGAAGUGGGGAGGCGGGGCCAAGAGUGACCAAUCAGAUGAGGAGGAAGACAAGCCCCAACACUCAGAUGAAGAGCAGGGACACAAAUCAGGUUCUGCUAAAGGUAGUGACAGCGAGGAUGAUUUUAUCAGACAGAAGCAGAAAAAAGCACCUUCGGACUCCGACUCGGACAGUGACAUUGGAGUGCACAAAGACAAAAAGCCGGUUGCAGAUGAUCUCUUCGGGGAGGCGGACGACAUCUCAUCGGACAGCGAUGCCGAGAAGCCACCUACUCCAGGACAGCCACUGGACAAUGAAGACGGCAUGGAGACUGAACAUCAAGAGGAGGAACCUGUCCCGGAGACCAGGAUUGAGGUGGAGAUCCCCAAGGUCAACACAGACCUGGGCAGCGACCUCUACUUCGUCAAACUGCCUAACUUUCUGAGUGUGGAGCCCAGGCCAUUUGACCCACAGUACUACGAGGAUGAGUUUGAAGAUGAGGAAAUGCUGGAUGAAGAAGGAAGGACGAGGCUGAAGCUCAAGGUUGAAAACACGAUCCGGUGGCGGACGCGGCGAGAUGAGGAGGGCAACGACAUCCGUGAGAGCAAUGCGCGCAUCGUCAAGUGGUCCGAUGGCAGCAUGUCCCUGCACCUUGGCAAUGAGGUAUUUGAUGUGUACAAGGCCCCCCUCCAGGGAGACCACAACCACCUUUUCAUCCGGCAGGGGACAGGACUGCAGGGGCAGGCCGUGUUCAAGACCAAGCUGACGUUCAGGCCUCACUCCACAGACAGCGCCACCCACAGGAAGAUGACCCUAUCCUUGGCAGACCGCUGCUCCAAGACGCAGAAAAUCCGCAUUCUGCCCAUGGCGGGUCGUGACCCUGAGUCCCAGCGAAACGAGAUGAUCAAGAAAGAAGAGGAGCGACUGCGGGCCUCCAUCCGCCGCGAGUCGCAGCAGCGCCGCAUGCGGGAGAAGCAGCACCAGCGCGGCCUGAGUGCCGGAUACCUGGAGCCCGACCGCUACGAGGAGGAAGAGGAGGGCGAGGAGUCCAUCAGCCUUGCAGCCAUCAAGAGCAAGUACAAGGGUGCUGGAGGGCUGCGAGAGGAGCGGGCCAGGAUCUACUCCUCAGACAGCGAUGAGGGUUCCGAUGAUGACAAGGCUCAGAGGCUGAUGAAGGCCAAGAAGCUCGACAGUGAUGAGGAAGGAGAGCACUCCGGAAAGCGGAAGGCUGACGACGACGAGGAAACGUCCAUCAAAAAGGCCAAGAAGUAUGUCAUCAGCGAUGAAGAGGAGGAAGACGAGUGAAUUUUCUCUGGUUCAGGCCUUUGUCAAUAAUCAUUGUCCUGUUAUAUAAGGUAUCUUGUUUUUUUUAGUUUGUUUUUCUGUACAGCUGAGGUAGAUAAUAAAUGAAUCGGACUUUGCUAA